AUGGCUGCGGUGAGCCCUGCCAGGUCGGGCGUGUCGCCAUCCAGCUCUCCAAGACUUCCUUCACCUCCGCCCAUCCCCGAAGUCCAGUUUGGCCCGCAAAGCCCCGGCAUGGGCGACAUAUCGAAAGAACUGUCUCUCGACGCUACUUCGAAACCAGAUGAGGGAGCUGCGCGGCGGAUAAGACCAGGCACGAAGGCUGCCGAAAUGGCAAUGGGACCUCCUCUAGUACCGCUGAGCCAGUUGGAUUCCCCGUUCCAAUUACAGGAGCAUCUCAAGUCACUCUAUUCACACUUUACACAUAAUCCAGGAUCGACGCACACCAUUCCGAUAUCGAGAGAGGCGGCUGUCGCGCUGGCCACUCCGCCUCAGAUCAACGAAACCGAAACCGUGGACAGAAAUCUGUGGCUCUACGAACUUUGCCGAUUCUUGACACAGAAGGCCAACAUCGUCUCCAUCUUCCUGAUGAACGAUAAUCCACCCUGCUCUGCCUUGACAUGCCAGGAAAUGCGAGCGAGCGAGUGGCAGUAUCUCUGUGCUGUGCAUGAGCCCCCCAAAUCCUGCUGCGCGAUUGAUUACUGCAAUCACACGCUCGACUGGGCGGCCAAUGUGCUGACAAGUCCCAAGCAUUUCCCGUCGAGGCUGGCGCUGGGUGGCGAAGCUGGAGGCGCGAUUCAAAGCAUGCGGCAACUGACAAACAUCUUCCGGCGAGUAUACCGCAUAUUUGCUCACGCCUGGUUCCAGCAUCGGGACGUGUUCUGGUCAAUCGAGGCUACGUACGGGCUGUAUAUGCUUUUCAAGGUUGUUUGCGACGAGUUUCACCUCAUACCAGAAGAUAGCUAUACGAUUCCCCCAGAUGCAGAGGAUGGCCGGGAACCCAUCGACGAAGCCGAGAGAGACAGAGACGUAGAGCGAGCUUCUGCCCCGGCUGUCGGGUCGCGGGUACAGAUUCUGCGCAAGGAUGUCGCUCCCUUGUCGGGGACAGGGACACCGUCAGAAGAUCCCGCCACUUUGCCUUCAUCAUCAGAGGACGCAGCGGCAGGGACGACAACAACAGUCAGCACGGCGGCAACGGCACGCCGCCACCGACAUACUCCCAGCACAGGCAGCCAUGUUGCCACCAUCACCGAGCAACACGAGGACGAAGAAGAAGUGACCAGCGCCAUCGUCGUACCGAAAGCUAGCUCUCAUCCGUUUACCAUGACUUCCGGCACCAGCCGCAACGAAGUGUCGUCUGAGUCAAGGUCACCGCCAAAGCAGAAGCCAGAUCUCCAUGCCGAUAAUAAUGCCGGACAGGGGCAGUUUCCAAAGCUAGAUAUUGCGUCAACAGUUCCCCGCUAUGAGCCACGUGCCCCUGCCGACCCUACUCCCACAGGCACAGCCGAGGACAUCGAUCCCCUUUCCGCAAGCACACAGCAGCCCACACCUACACUUUCUUCUGAGGAGACGGAAGAAGAGCCAGCCAGGCAUGAGCAUGCAGCACCAGCGGCUGAGGAAGACCACGCGCAAGCAGACGAUCACGGCCAGACAGAGGUAGAGGCAGAGGCACAGGAACAAGAUAAAGAACAGGAGGAAGAAGUGACUUCACCCUCAGGUGGAAGUAUCCGUACCGGGGGCCCUGAUGUUCUCAAAGCCAUCCUUGGCCACAUCAGCGACGAUGGCAAGCAGGAAGGAUCACAAUCACAACCAGAGGCGAAAGAUAUCCAAAAGGCUGAAAAAUCGAUGAGUUCGAGUCCCCCAACACAGCAGGUUGCAAAGAGCGAGAGCUCAUCGGGUUCGGGGGCUCUCGAGGGCCAUAAUGCCGAACUUGGGACGCAACACUCGGAGAGUGAAAGCCAAAAAGACACAAAAAACGAAGAUGUGGCUAAGAAUGAUGAUGACCCGUCAGAAGCUCAGGACAGGGACAGACCUUCUGAUGAACAAGAGGCAGUGGAGGCGAAGACAGAUGAGUAA
Molecule: messenger RNA, 1950 nt
Organism: Exophiala dermatitidis NIH/UT8656
Lineage: Eukaryota; Fungi; Ascomycota; Eurotiomycetes; Chaetothyriales; Herpotrichiellaceae
Exons: 2
Coding region: 1-1950 (649 amino acids)
Cellular component (GO): cytoplasm
Source: RefSeq, a predicted model, not a curated record